GCGGGGGCGCGCACAUGCGCACAGACUCGGUCUCGACUUAACAGGAGCGAGAGGGGCGCGUCAAUAUACACACCGCCGAGCCGAGCAGAGCAGCGCUUUGGGUAUAGUAGAAGGUGCUGAAGAGUGAGAGUAAUCUGGGGCAGGCGCAGAAACACUCCACACGCCUAGCUGAGGUUUUUGGCGGCGCGGAUAUAUAUUUAUAUAUAGCCUAUAUAUUUUUGUUUGGGAGGGGGUUGGCGAUCUUUUAAAACCAUGCUGGAUUGACUUAGAGAAAGCAGCUGUAAUCAAUGGCGUGGCUUUGAAAUCGUUGAAAAAUUAUUGGGAAAGGAGUGCGAGACAGAGCGACAGUGGGGAGAGGGAGAGAGCGGCGAGAGAGAGGGUUGGAAAUAAAGAUUCCUUUCAGCGAUGGAGCUUACAAUGGAGAACAUCGGAAAUCUGCACGGCGUGUCUCACUCUCAUCAGACAAGCGACUUAAUGAACUCCCCGCACGCGCGUCAGUCAACAGCGUCGCAUCGGAACUUGGUGUCGCACGGGCGCUCAGCCAUGGUGUCCAGCAUGGCCUCGAUACUGGAGGGAGCCGGGGACUACCGCACAGACCACGCUCUCUCCGGGCCCCUGCACCCGGCCAUGACCAUGUCCUGCGACUCAGGAAUGAGCCUCAGCAGCACCUACACCACACUGACGCCGCUGCAGCACCUGCCCCCCAUAUCCACCGUAUCGGAGAAAUUUCACCAUCCUCAUCCUCAUGCUCACCAUCAUCCGGCGCACCAGAGGCUCGCUGCUGGGAAUGUCAGCGGCAGCUUCACCCUAAUGAGAGAUGACCGCAGCCUCGCCUCUAUGAGUAACCUCUAUGGCCACUACCCCAAAGACAUGUCCGGAAUGGGGCAGCCCCUGUCCCCGCUCUCUAAUGGCCUUGGUUCUCUACACGGGUCGCAGCAGACCCUGAGCGCCUAUGGUCCUGGAGCUCACCUGUCUAACGACAAGAUGCUUUCGUCAGGGGGGUUCGAGUCCCACGCAGCCAUGCUGUCCCGGGGCGAGGAUCACCUGGCUCGAGGUCUCGGGGGCCACGGGGCCGGGCUCAUGACAUCCUUGAACGGCAUCCACCAUCACAGCCAUCCUCACACUCAGGCAAACGGAUCGAUGCUGUCGGACCGGGACAGGCAGACGGUCGUAGGUGGAGGGCAGGGAGCCGGGUCGGGACAGGUGGAGGAGAUAAACACCAAGGAAGUGGCGCAACGGAUAACGGCGGAGCUCAAGCGCUACAGCAUUCCGCAGGCUAUCUUCGCGCAGAGGAUCUUGUGCCGGUCCCAGGGAACUCUGUCCGACCUACUGCGGAACCCUAAACCGUGGAGUAAACUCAAAUCCGGCCGAGAGACGUUCAGGAGGAUGUGGAAGUGGCUGCAGGAGCCUGAGUUUCAGCGGAUGUCAGCGCUCAGGCUUGCAGCCUGCAAGCGCAAAGAACAGGAGCAACACAAGGACCGCAACACAGCGCCUAAAAAACAGCGUCUAGUCUUCACGGACCUGCAGCGUCGCACACUCAUCGCCAUCUUUAAGGAAAACAAACGCCCGUCCAAGGAAAUGCAGAUCACCAUCUCCCAGCAGCUUGGCCUGGAACUCAGCACCGUCAGCAACUUCUUCAUGAAUGCUCGCCGCCGGUGCGUGGAUCGCUGGCACGACGACCAUGGGGCCAGCCCCGGGCAGCCGGGAACCUCCACCACCACUUUCUCCAAGGCCUGAGAGAUGAAGGAGGAGGCCUUCAAGAGUGCUGGGUAGCCAGGUUUGGAGCAGCAGGCGUCACAAGGAGGUGGCUGUGAAACCUGUCUCUGAUGACCCUACCUGGCCUGGACUGCCUGAAAAAAAAAACCUUCGUGCCAUGCAAUCAUCAUUCUUGUCAGUCAAAAUCUCAAACUCUCACUUGAAAGAAGUAGAAUUUAAGAGGUGAGGUGUGAAGUCAGGUUCACUCUGCUUUACUCACACAAGGACAAUCAUUGAUUUAGUCUUUUUUGUGUUUUGUUUUUAAAAAUCUUUUUAAAAACAUCUGACAAAGCAAAGAGACACCAAAGAUUUGAUCAUUUUCUUGGACGGUUUUUACAUUUUGCCAGCCUCCUCCUUAGCCACCCUACCAACAACCCUUAACUCACCUCCUUUGUGUCUGCCUCCUUUGUCAUGUCCUCUCUAUGGAAGCAACAAGGGCAAAAGAGCGGCAAUAAAUCUGACGAGACAACAGCACAUAGCCUUAUUAUCAGUGCCCCAUCCUGCACAUUCACACAUGUAGAGAGAGGGAAGGCGUCGUCAAGAAAAUUGUGCAGCUUGUGAAAAAACAAGAAGGUUUUUGAAUUUGCUGCCUCCACCUCCACUCCCUUUUCCCCCUGUAGUCUCCUUCAUUUAUCAGCCAAAGGUAUUCCCUGAUGACCAGCCAUUUCAGAGAGCAGCUCAGGCUGAUCAUACAGCAAACUAAUGAAUUGAAAAAUGAAUCGAUGCAGAUGGAGAAAGUGGCUCCUUGACCCCCACCCCCCCUUUCUGCCUUGUGAAGGUGAAAUUCAAGAUUCUCAGCAGGAGAUCUCAACCUCUUCCAGGCCCAGGUUAUAUUUUUGCACAGAUGUCAAAGGGCCUGCAGGGAGAGAUGUCAUUGUUACUCCUAGCCUGAGCCCACAGAGUCUGAGUUUCCCUGACCAAAUGGAGGGGCCGGCAAGAUGUCUGGACAUGCUCUUUGUUCUGCUGGGAGCCUGAAUCAAUAGCUGGGAACCGAACGAUGACAACAACACGCUCGGGCAUCCAGCCAAACUACAUUACAGCUGCGUAUAAAAAAAAAAAAGCAGAGGAGCACACAGAAGACAACACAAAGGCCUCCACAGCAGCAAGCAACAAACCAACAGCACACCACUCUGUCCUGGUCCUGUCCACACUGGCAGAGCAACAGUGCCCCCUGCUGUUGUCAAUAGAGACCUGUAAACAGCAGAAUAAAAUACAAAAAAAGGGAGGGGGUGUUGGGAUAGGUGGGAGAUUUCAAAAAUGCUGCACUAGAUGCUGAGGAGAAGUCACGGCACAACACAUUCAGGGCCUCACAGCUCUUUGAAGGGGGAUCAAUACUUUACCAUUAUCCUAUUGUUGUUCCUCAUCCAACCAGCGCUGGAGGAGGGGGGUGGUUGAGACGAAUGAUGAAAAUAACGCAGGGAUUUAGCAAAGGCAGGGAAUUACUGUAUGUAGGCAGGAAUUAACAAAUCAAAAAAUACUACUGAAAAAGCAGAGAGAAGUGCAUCAGGGGGAAACAGAAAGGCGAGACAGACUCAGUGGAGGUUUAAAUUUAAGCGUUUCUUGUUUGGAGGCUUUAUAUUUUGCAUUCAUUUUUUUCGGUCUGCAAAAAAACUCUGAAAAUAAUAAUUUAUUGCAAACCUUACGGUUAUGGAACAGUAGCUAACCCAAAGCAAAACCAACACACCCACAGCAACAAACAGUGCCAAUGCUUACUGCCUUAAUGUGAGAAUACGGUACUAAGGUCCACACACUCCACAGUGCACCUCACUGAUGACAGGCAGUGUGUGCCAUAGCAACAAUCAGCAUUCAACUUAAUUCAAAUAUACUUGUUUUUUAGUAAAAGAAAAUAGAAAAAAAAAGAACCUGAAACAACUAAAGCAGGAAAAAAAAUGAUUCAAACACAAAACUGGACAAAUUUUCACACAAAAUCUUUGGUUCUCUACCUCCUUUUUCGCCCUUCCAAUCUAACCCCAUUGGCCCUCGCCCUUUCUCUCUCCCUCCCUAUAUUGAUGCGGGUAUUUAAUUAGUACCAUAGACACAAAGUUUCUAUUUCUUGUUACUAUUGUGCUCUGUUGUGCAUAUGGAAGGCACCUUGUUGAUAAUUAAAAAAAACAAAACAAAGAACCAAAAAAGGAAGGACUUCUUCAAUGGAAAAAAAGGGGGACACAAGGACUUGGUCUGCUGAAGGAUAUAUUUUUUUGCAGACUUAAAGGAGACAUUUCCAGGAAGAAGAGGACAAGAGAGAAAACAGGGAGCUGCAGGAAAGAAAAAGAAGAAAUGAUGGACGCUUCAUCCUUUCUGGCGUUUCAUGUCAGGACUGUGCUUCUCUCUAGAAGAGGGACAUAAUUUGACCUCAGAACGUCCUGGCUUACUUGGUUUCCUCUGUCAGAGGAGGACGGCUUUGAGGUUUUAAUAGUCAUCUGUGUGGUCUUAAGAUGCAACUGUAGCAUUUCCAACAAUGUAGUCAGAUUAGCGGUGCAGAUUAGACAACAAAUGGUCACUACAGAGAAGUUGAUGGAGGGGCACUGACUAAUGUCAUACUGCUGUAAGCAGUGAGUCAACGUCGCCAAAGGAAGAUGAGCUAAAAUCGACUAGUACAAUUAAGUAAGCAUAGGUAGAUAGAUAGACUCAGCUCUCUAGUUAUGAAGCUGACAAAAUGACAUUUGUUUGUAGUGAGAACCAGUGUGGCUACCUCACUAAGCUGAGUGGUUUGUGAAACCGCCACUAAUACCAAAGAUACUGCAGCCUACCAGUCGCAAACUGCCUAGGGGGACCCAACCCAAAUUAUUAAACAACACAAACACUCCCCCCCUCCUUUAUUCUCCUCAAAAUUUCUCAUACUGAUUAAUAUCAAAGACGCACAUUACAUUUGUUUCAGACAGUGCAGUCAGACUGCAUCGUGCCACUUAGGAGGAGGUGGUUGCCUUGCAGAAAGAGUUGAGUGCCUUUUCCCUUCAACCACGGGUGGGACUGCACUGGUCACACACAUACACACACACAUAAAACAUGUGCAGUCACAAAGAUGCAUGCACGCAUUCUCACAAACAUGCACUCACACAGACAAUGCACCCAUAAUUGGAUUGACAGAGGCGAGGGGUGGGGGGGGGUACAAAGAGAGGGACACAGAAUGGGGGCUGUGUCAGCAUUUUCUCUCAUAUUGACUUUCCAUCUUGAUACACUAGAAUACAAGCACUUUAUCACGUAGAAAGUCUAUAAAACAUUUUCUCUACACCAUUUAUUUCAAACAAACCUAUGUGUUACUCCUAAAUCUUUCAGUCUUUGUAACUGUAUUGUUAAUCAUCUCGCCAGGCUUUCUUAAUUUGUUUUUCCUUUCCUUUGCCUGACGUGCUUUCACUCUCAGCUGUUUUUGGCUUUCUCACAUCAGAGAUAUUUUUGUGUAACAGAGAAAGAGGAAGCAUAAAAAAGGCUGUUGGGUUUAAGCACUCGGAGCAUCUGCUAUUUUAAAAAGAAAAACAAGUCCAUUGCGUGCAAGCACAGAGGCUGCACUAAAAAAGUGUGGAAGACUCAAACUCUCCUCCCUCCACCUCUCCUGCCCAGACAAUAUUUCCCCCUGGCUAGUGCCAAGACUUGGUAGGCUUGUGUUUGACAAUUAAUUCUGAAAUACCUCAAAAACCUUUCAUGUAAACUUUAUGUAAUUUAAAACUGAAAAUAAUACUGCUAAUGAUAACGAUGAUUAUGAAACUAUGAUACUUAUGAUAGUUAGUUUUGGAACUUGUGACUUGAAGCUUUAUACUGUUAAAAAUUCCUUUUAUCCGUUUGCUUAUUUUUCUUGUACGUUCCCUCGGUUUGUUUUUUGCUACGGCAUGUACUUACUGUUUUCUUAAAAGGAAAAGACAUUGUGAAUGUUUCUGUGGAGGACAAGCUGAGAAAAAGAAAAGACAAAGGCUAAGGCCAGGAUAGAGAGAGAAAGAGGGUUAUUUACUAAAAAGGGCUUGCAAUUGUAUUCACACCCCUCAAAAUGUUCACAUGGGACAUUGCAACCACAAACUUCAAUGCAGUUAAAGUGGAAGCUUAUGUCAUAGAGAAAAACUUCUUCUGAAUCAAUAGUUCUUAUUCUUCACUCCUUUGUAGGCUGAACAUUUCCCUCAUUAAUCUUUACAAACUAACGUUCUGUUAGCUUGAAUUAAGAUUGUCCAUGGAAACCAGUCACAUUUGGCCACAGAUUCUUAGUUUUGUCAAGAUCUUGACUAUGGCCAGGCCAUUCUUGCAUAUAAUUAUAGUUUAACCCAAAGUUUUGCAUAACAGCGCUAGCUUCAUAUUAAGGUGUUUACAUGGAGGAAGGCAAACCUCUCCAUCAGUCUAACAUAUUCUGCAGCCCUAUAAUGUUUUUUUUUCAAGGAGUGUCAAAAGGUUCAGCUUUUUUUAUUAAUCCUCUGUUUGCCUGGAUUAUCAGUUAAUUCAAAGGCUAUGUCAUGGCAGGUCAGCAACAGCGGUAUAUUUUUUUCAAAUUUUUUUUAGACGAUGGAUUGAAAAAAAAAAGUUCUGUUCCAUUGAUUUAUAAUGUAAUCUUCCUUCAAGUUAGAAUAUCCAAGACCAAUCUGUUGUGUUCCUUGAAUUUUUUAGGAAGCAGCGGAAGCAGUUUACUUAUGUUUCUAACAAACCUUUUGCAGCCUUCAAAUAAUAACUGAUUUUAUGCACAAAAAAAUAAAAAAUAAUAAUAAUAUAUAUAGACAAUAUUUAACUGUGGUACUUGGACUUUAUUUAGGGUUGUUGGAAAAAAUGGGGCUGAAUACAUCCACUAAAUUUUUAAGAUCUUAUUGUAAUAUUACUUCUCAGUCAUGUGCUACAUAUAAUAACAUAAAAUCCCAACAAAACACAUUAAGGUCUGGGGUUGUAUGUGGCAAAAUGUGAAUAAAUCCAAGAGGUGUGAAUACUUUUGCAGGGAACUAGUUUUAAGCUCUCUCACAGGAAGCUACAUUCAAAGAAAACAAAAUAAACAAAAAAACACACAAUUUGAACUAAAUCAUAACCCAAAAUUUGAUGUGAUAAACCAAAGGAGGAAUAACCUUGCAUUCAUUGUUAGCUUUCUUCUGCCUUUUAGUUGUCUUUUCUCUGAGGAAAAAAAGAAAUACAUAAAAAAA
This is a messenger RNA of Cyprinodon tularosa, 6857 nucleotides long. It is a transcript of the gene onecut3a, whose product is annotated as one cut homeobox 3a. Gene Ontology annotation, molecular function: RNA polymerase II cis-regulatory region sequence-specific DNA binding; DNA-binding transcription factor activity, RNA polymerase II-specific. The record is from RefSeq and is a predicted model, not a curated record. Lineage: Eukaryota; Metazoa; Chordata; Actinopteri; Cyprinodontiformes; Cyprinodontidae. Gene Ontology annotation, cellular component: nucleus. Gene Ontology annotation, biological process: regulation of transcription by RNA polymerase II. The transcript is spliced from 2 exons. Bases 406 to 1737 code for a protein of 443 amino acids.